This is a messenger RNA of Penaeus vannamei (Pacific white shrimp), 1512 nucleotides long. The record is from RefSeq and is a predicted model, not a curated record. Lineage: Eukaryota; Metazoa; Arthropoda; Malacostraca; Decapoda; Penaeidae.
AUGGGGCUGUUGAUCGUCUUCCUCCCGGGACUUGUGCCGGGCCUUGUGGCGGAGUUCCUAGCGUCGGCGAUGGGAGGUGUCUGCAGCAGUCGCAGGAGUAGCCGUCGACGCCAACGCCAAGGCAUAAGAAACCCGAAGAGCAAGACAUGGCUGACGCUCCCCCCUGCACGGCUUCUCCGAAGGCGCUCGGUUUUCCCUGUGGACGUCGCAGUGCCAACGGCAUCUCGCAAAGCAUCACUGGUGUUCCUGGAAAUCGGAAGAGUUCAGUGUCGCGCCAAAGGUAGCUGGCAACCGCAGCAUCCCAGGCUGGAAAGCAAGUAUAAAUACUCACACGAUCGAGUCUCGGCAUCAGCUCUUGAGCGACGAGAACUGAGCAUCAUGAAGAACCAUCAGUCUUUGAUCGCCGCCGCGGCCGCGAUGGCGCUGCUGUGCCUGGCCGUGGCCGACCCCGUCCCUUACGGCGGCGGAAGGAAGGGCCACGGCGGGUCAGGGUCAGGCUUUGGCAGUGGAGGAGUCGGGGGUGGAGGAAGAGGAGCUGGUGGAUCAGGCUUUAGCAGUGGAGGAAGUGGAUCUGGCGGGUCAGGCUUCGGUACUGGAGGAAGUGGCUCCGGUUCUAGUGGAUCAGGCUUUGGAAGUGGAUCUGGUUCUGCUGGAUCAGGCUUUGGAAGUGGAGGACUGGGAUCCAGCACUGGUGGAUCAGCAUUCGGGGGUGCUGGUAGUGGUUCUAGUGGAUUAGGAUCAGGUGUCAGCAGUGGAGGAUUAGGUGGAUCAGGAUUGGGCGGCAGCGGAAGCGGUGCUGGACAAGGUUACAGCGGCAGUGGAGGAAGCGGCUCCUUUGGCAGUGGAGGAAGUCUUGGUGGAGGCAGUGGAAGCCUUGGAGGAUCCGGUGGAAGCCUCGGUGGCGGCAGCACUUUUGGCUCGACUGGUGGACUGGGUGGCAGUGGAGGAGUUGGUGGCAGCAGUGGUGGCUUCGGAGGCAGCAGUGGAGUUGGUGGCAGCCAUGGAAGUGGUGGAAGCCUUGGUGGUGGCAGCACUUUUGGUUCGACUGGUGGCUUCGGAGGCAGCAGUGGAGUUGGUGGCAGCAGUGGUGGCUUCGGAGGCAGCAGUGGAGUUGGUGGCAGCAGUGGCAGCACUUUCGGUUCUAGUGGAGGUCUUGGAGGAUCCGGUGGAAGCCUUGGUGGUGGCAGCACUUUUGGCUCGACUGGUGGACUUGGUGGCAGUGGAGGCGUUGGCGGCAGCAGUGGUGGUUUUGGAAGCAGCAGCGGAGUUGGUGGCAGCAGUGGCAGCACCUUCGGCAGUGGCAGCGGCCUGGGUGGUUCAGCAGGCGCAAGCAAAGGCGGGAGGGGCCACCUCAGCACCAGUUACGGCCUACCUAAUUAGUGCGUGAAACAGUGAAUUCCUAGCACCGGGAAUGCUGUUGCUGCUCAGAGUAUGUUGAUGUACACUUCCACAUGUGUACAAAUGUGGAUAUGACUCACAAUUGACUAUAAGAAAUAAAAUGCUGAUGCUUCA